UAUCAUGGCCCCUUUCGUUUGGCUGUAGCAGAUCAGAGGAGCUCAGAGACACACAGCUUUAUGUUUCAAACAUUCUCCUGUUUUGUUGUCUGACGUAGCGCAAAUAUGCAGAAAAUUAAGUCUUUAAUGGCCCGACAGGGUCUAAAAAGUCCCCAGGAAAGCAUGGCAGAUAUGAGUCCCGUGGAGAAUUUCAGGAUCCCAAGUAAGGAGGAGCUCCGUGAGAUGCGGGAGCAGCCCAUCGACCCGCAGGCCGAGCAGGAGAUCAUCGACAGCAUCGAGGAGGUGUACUUCUCCAGUGACUCCUUCGACAUGGUGCAGCACGAGCUGGAGAAACUCCCACCUGACCUCAACCUCCAGGAGAUUGAAGAAUACAGAGACAAGCUGAAGCGGCAGCAGUCGGCGGUCUCCAAAAAAGUUGCUGAUCUCAUCUUGGAGAAGCAGCCCUCCUAUGUUAAGGAGCUGGAGAGAGUGACGUCACUGCAGACCAACCUGCAGCUGGCCGCAGUCAUCUGCACCAAUGCCAGGAGGCAGCUGAGCUUUUCUAAAGAGGGCUUCACUGAGGCCAGUCUCGGGCUCCUAGCCAACCAGAGGAGGAGGCAACUGCUGACCGGCUUACUCAAGUCUCUGAGGACCAUAAAGACCCUGCAAAGGACGGACGUGAGGCUUAGUGAGAUGCUGGAGGAGGAAGAUUAUCCAGGUGCUAUCCAGUUGUGUCUGGAAUGUCAAAAGGCGGCCAGCACGUUCAAACACUACAGCUGUAUCAGUGAGUUGAAUUCAAAGCUUCAGGACACGCUGGAGCAGAUAGAGGAGCAGCUGGAUGUGGCCCUGUCCAAGACCUGCAAGCACUUUGACGUCUCGCACUACACCAAAGUCCAGCUGGCCUACACUCUCCUGGGCAAAACGCAGACGGCGAUGGACCAGCUCCACAUGCACUUCACCCAGGCCAUCCACAACACUGUGUUCCAGGUGGUGCUGGGCUACGUGGAGCUGUGUGCUGGCAACGCUGACACCAAGUUCCAGAAGAUGCAGUACAAAGACCUCUGCACGCACAUCACCACAGACAGCUACAUCCCCUGCCUGACUGACCUCUGCAAGGCAUUGUGGGAAGUGAUGCUGAGCUACCACAGGACAAUGCAGUGGCAUGAGGAACAAGACAAGGAGGAGGCAGCCAGCCCUGACCCAGAGGGCAGCAGCGAGGACGGAUCCGACGAGGCAGUGGUGGGCCGCACCUACGUGAAGAAGAAGCUGGAGCACGGCCUCAGCCGCAUCUGGCAGGACGUCCAGCUGAAAGUGAAAGCUUACUUGCUGGGGACGGACAUGUCCAACUUCAAGUACGACGACUUCAUCGUGGUCCUGGAUGUCAUCAGCAGGUUGAUGCAGGUGGGGGAGGAGUUCUGUGGUAGCCGCUCCGAGGUCCUCCAGGAGUCCAUCAAGCGCCAGAGCGUUAACUACUUCAAAAACUACCACAGGACUCGCCUGGAGGAGCUGCGGAUGUUCCUGGAGAAUGAGACAUGGGAGCUGUGCCCUGUGAAAUCCAACUUCAGCAUCGCCCAGCUCCACGAGUUCAAGUUCAUGGGCCAGUGUCGGUCCCCGUCAGUGUCGCCCAGUCGCCAGGCUUCGUCCAUUACAAGCCCCACGGAGGUGUCGCUGUUCCUCCAGGGAGGCAACCCCUUCGAGAUGCAGAUCGACAGCAAAGAGGAGGAGACCGAAGACGUGCUGGCCUCCAACGGGUACGAGUCUGACGAACUGGAGAAGAAUGUGUACCAGGACUACGACAGUGACAGCGAUGUUGCAGAGGAGCUCAAGCAGGACUACGUGGACGAGCAAACGGGCGACGUGCCCGUCAAAAGUGUUUCCAGGGAGACCUUGCGCAGCCGGAAGCGUUCAGACUACAACCUCAACAAGACAAACGCACCCAUUCUGACCAACACCACCCUCAACGUCAUACGGCUGGUCGGAAAGUAUAUGCAGAUGAUGAGCAUUCUGCAGCCCAUAGCCUUUGACGUGAUCCACUGCGUCUCACAGCUCUUUGACUACUACCUGUACGCUGUCUACACAUUCUUUGGACGGAACGACAUGCCUGUCACUAGCCAGUCUGCGCCGCCGCAAGGCAAAGAGCAGGGCGCAGCCAGGCAGGCCCCCCCGGUUUACUGGUAUGAAUCAUCAGGCCUGGGACUGAUCAGCAGCCGCCUGAGGACCACGCUGAACCGCAUCCAGGAGAGCCUCAUCGACAUGGAGCCCAGCGGGGAGAGCAUGGGUCCCCAUGGUCCCCCUGAGGAACGCCGGGAGAAGGUUCCCAGCCCCCACCUGAGCCAGAUGGUGGUGCUGACCUCCAGUGGAACGCUCUACGGCCUCGCCCAGAGAGUGGUGGCCACCGAGUCCCUAGUGUUUCUGGCGGAACAGUUUGACUUCCUGCAGUCGCACCUUGACGCCAUGAUGCCUUCAGCCAAAAAGCCCUUCUUGCAGCAGUUCUACUCGCAGACUGUGUCCACGGCCAGCGAGCUGCGGAAGCCCAUCUACUGGAUUGUUGCGGCCAGAGCCAUCGACUACGAGCAGAUGCUGCUCCUCAUGGCUGGGGUCAAGUGGGACAUCAAGGAGAUCAUGUCCCAGCACAAUGUGUAUGUGGAUGUCCUUUUGAAGGAAUUCGAGCAGUUCAACAAGCGGCUGAGCGAGGUGUCUCGGCAGGUGCGGAUCCCUCUGUCCGUCUCCAACGUCCUGUGGGAGCACUGCAUCCGCCUGGCCAACCGGACACUGGUGGAGGGCUAUGCUAAUGUGAAGAAGUGUAGCAACGAGGGACGUGCCCUCAUGCAGCUGGACUUCCAGCAGUUCCUCACCAAGUUGGAGCGCCUCACCGACCUGCGGCCCAUCCCCGACAAGGAGUUUGUGGAGACCUACAUCAAGGCCUACUACCUGACCGAGAACGACAUGGAGCAGUUCAUCAAAAACCACCGGGAGUACUCAAUGAAGCAGCUGGCCAACCUGGUGAAUGUGUGUCUGGGCUCUCACAUCAACAAGAAGGCCCGGCAGAAGCUCCUGGCAGCCAUUGAUGACAUUGACAGGCCCAAGAGAUAGACACCAUUCACCCUGAGACACACACACACACACACACAAACACACACAAGUUAACACCAUUAUGUGUGUAUAAACACCAACUGCAGCUCCAGCCGUCCUGCAUGACUUUGCAGUCAUCAUAAACCAAUGCAUUUCAAACUCAACUCAUCUUGAGCUUCUCUGCUUGUUUGAUCAAGUUCUGCAUGAAUCUGGCCGAUUCCUGUCUCUGCCUGUGAAAGAUACAGUCAAGGACAUGGUGUUCAGAUAUCAAGUCUAUGGACGUUCCCUGAUGGUGCAAUGAAGUAACAGUCCGUGCACUGGUCAAUGGCUUCUGUUUAGUGCUAAAGUGGAGAUCGGCGAAUGUUUGGGACAGAUACUGGACAACUGCUUUGGACCGAAUGCAUGUAAUCCCUUUUUUGUUGUCGUCUCCCCAGAGGGGGUGAAAAGCAAACCGGACAUCUGACCUUUUUGAAGAGACUAUUUUAAAAUGCUGCCGGAAGCAAGUGCUUAGCUACCUGUUCCAGAAUGUUCGUUGUUUUUUUUUUUUUUGUUCUUGUCGUCAAGCACCACAUGUUCCACAAGGCCCACUUGAGUGUCUUUCUGUAUGACAGAUUACCCCAUUGUGUUGCCACAUGUACACUCAAAUCAGCACUACUACUUAAGAGCAUCUAUAAGCCAGCCCAAGGACCACGUGCACAGUAGCCCGCACCGUAGAGCAGUAGGGCGAAAUGUUGAAAUGUUGAUGUGCUCUGUACGCAUUUGUGUAUUCACAACAGUUAUUCUGAAAUCCUACGUAAUCUGAUCAAGAAGCUGUCAACUUAUUACGUGAAUGUUAUGUUAAAAAAAGGAAGGGUUUGAAUAAGCAUAACUGCAUAUAUUCUUGUUGAUUAAAGAUAAAAAGAUGUGUCAAUUUAAGAUGAAAAAAGAUGAAAGUGUACUAUCGCACUCAGGCAAACUGUUGCAUUCCAUUUGAUUGUGUGUGGAUUGGGAAGAACUAUAGCUUGUAUUGUGUAUAUGAAUGUGUGGACAUUAUUGUUUAUUUAUUUCCACUACUGUAAGCUCACAUCCGAACAUGGGCGAGGAUGGGUCUUAGCCUUAGUUAGAGUUCUGUUCUUGGCGUUAUCCUGUACUUGUCCUCCUAUUUAUCUUUUUUUUUUAAAUGGUCAAGUUUUAAAAGAAUCAUUAACUGUAGGAUGCUUUGAUUGAAAUCCUUAAAUAAACACACUAACUAAAACUGA
Messenger RNA from Alosa alosa (allis shad), 4289 nucleotides. RefSeq names its product VPS50 EARP/GARPII complex subunit (gene vps50). Bases 106 to 3072 code for a protein of 988 amino acids. Gene Ontology annotation, molecular function: SNARE binding. Lineage: Eukaryota; Metazoa; Chordata; Actinopteri; Clupeiformes; Clupeidae. The transcript has 29 exons. The record is from RefSeq and is a predicted model, not a curated record. Gene Ontology annotation, biological process: retrograde transport, endosome to Golgi; endocytic recycling. Gene Ontology annotation, cellular component: EARP complex.